This is a messenger RNA of Paracoccidioides brasiliensis Pb18, 693 nucleotides long. RefSeq lists its product as uncharacterized. Gene Ontology annotation, molecular function: ATP hydrolysis activity; ATP binding. Gene Ontology annotation, cellular component: mitochondrion. The record is from RefSeq and is a predicted model, not a curated record. The transcript has 2 exons. The coding region runs from base 1 to 693 and encodes 230 amino acids.
AUGUCUCCAAACGGAACAGUCACCUCUAUCCCGCCCUCUAUCCCGUCCGUUGUAUCCGCCAGCGCAGUCUACAUGGACCUUGUCCUUGUCCUCGUCCUUGGAACAUUGCGUCGUGAUAGGGUCGUCGGCCAAGUCGACUUCUCCUCGACGUUUUUCGUGGUCGUUAUAUCUGUGUUCCGCCAACAGCACGCACAAGCUGAUGGUUCUCUUGUACGGGAUCACGCUCAAGCAAUCCAGUAUGUUGGCUUUAAUGGUGACCAGAUACAAAGUGCUGCUGGAUACGUUCGUGGCUCAUAUUUGAGUGCACGAUACGAGAGGAGAUGGGAAGAUACGGAUUUUACUGUUCUUCAGUUUUUGAAGGGUCAGAAGUCUCUAAAUUCAUUAGAGCUAGAGCAGGAUGAAUGCCCACUGAUGCGAGAAGAAGCAUUAGAGGUUGGGGUGCGUGCUAGGCCUUUGGAGGAUGCAAUCAUUGGGUGCUCAGAAAGCAAGAGCAAGAGGUAUUUUAAUAAAACAAUCCAAGAUUUACAAUUAGACGAUCUUCUUGAUUUACCUGUGUCGAAUUUAAGCAGCGGUCAGUCAAGGCGGGAGCGGAUUGCAAAGGCAGUACUUAUGAAACCAGAAGUACUUUUUCUGGAUGAUCCUUUCAGUGGGUUAAGCCUACCCCCUUCCCACCCAAUCAACCCCCAAGAUUGA